Danio aesculapii is the source of this 2422-nucleotide messenger RNA. It is a transcript of the gene dgkab, whose product is annotated as diacylglycerol kinase, alpha b. NCBI's taxonomy places the organism in Eukaryota, Metazoa, Chordata, Actinopteri, Cypriniformes, Danionidae. The coding region runs from base 189 to 2372 and encodes 727 amino acids. Gene Ontology annotation, molecular function: ATP-dependent diacylglycerol kinase activity; calcium ion binding. The record is from RefSeq and is a predicted model, not a curated record. Gene Ontology annotation, biological process: diacylglycerol metabolic process; lipid phosphorylation; intracellular signal transduction. The transcript has 24 exons. Gene Ontology annotation, cellular component: plasma membrane.
UUUAUUGAAAAGCCGUCAAAGAUAAUGUUCAGGUAUCAGAAGUGAUGUUUUGUUUUUGUGAGUUUAGAUGUACGGUUUGUGUUGUGAACUGCACAUGCGCGUUAAUCGCGAAUCACUGAAUUUGACGCGAUUUAAUCCCUCAUUCAUUACCUGAGAGGUUUUGUUAUCCUGUUUAAAGGACAGACAGAAUGGCGAACGCAGAAUCUGCUUUAGAAAACGAGAUUAACCCUGUUGACUUCAUUCAGCUGCAGGAGUACAUCGAGUACAGCAGGAUUAAAGCUAAAGACGCAAUGAAGGAAUUUCAUGCUGGCGGAAAGCUGGUCCACCACAGGUUUGGAGAUCACACAGACGCAGCAGGAUUUGCUCAGUUCCUCAGCAGUUAUCUGGAGGUUGAAGAUUUCCCGGCUGAACUCUGCCAGCGUCUCUUCUGCUAUUUCCAAAGAUGUGAGCAGAGUUGUGUGGACCCAAGACUUCGCACCAAAGACGGCGGAGCCUCUCUUAAAGCUGUCUCGUGCUAUUUUUCCAUACUGGAGGACGGAAAUCCACGAGACAAACUGGAGUACACCUUCAAACUGUAUGAUAAAGACGACAAUGGACUGCUUGAUAGCAAGGAAGUUGACAAAAUAGUGGCACAGAUGAUGAAAGCUGCAGAAUAUCUUGGAUGGGACGUGACUGAACUGAAGCCAGUUCUUGAGGAUAUGCUGAAAGCGAUGGAUGUGGACAGCAGUGGAGCUGUGAGUCUAGAGGAGUGGAUAAACGGCGGACUGAACAACAUCCCUCUGCUGGUGCUGCUGGGGUUAAAGGUAGCUGAUAAAGACGGUCAGCAUGUGUGGCGGCUGAAGAACUUCAACAGACCCACAUAUUGCUUCGUCUGUCAGAACAUGAUGCUGGGUCUGCGCAAACAGGGAUUAUCCUGCAACUUUUGCAAAUACACCGUCCACAGCAGCUGCGCAAACAAAAACCACACGCCAUGUGUCAGGACUUUUGUCAGGUCCAAAGCAGAGAUUGGGUGUUCAGUUCAUGACUGGAUCAGCGCCGACUGUGAGUCCAACAAAUGUCAGAUUUGCCACAAAAAGAUCAAGAUACUGACAGGACAGCGCUGUGCGUGGUGUCACAGCAUGCGUCACACUGAGUGUGUUCCUCUGGGUUCAUCCCACUGUGACUGUGGAUCAUUUCAGCAUCAUAUUCUUCCACCGUGGGCCAUAUGUGCUAUGGAUCAAGCUGACUGUAUUUCGGCAAGCGGUCUGGGAGAAAAUUACCUUGUAAACAUAAACUCAGAGGGACACUUUCUGCAGAUAUUUCCAGUGAUGGACACUAACCCUCUGCUGGUGUUCGUAAAUCCAAAGAGUGGUGGAAAACAAGGAAAGAGGGUGUUGAGAAAGUUUCAGUACCUCCUGAACCCACGACAGGUUUACAACCUGGACAACGGAGGACCAAAUCCAGGGCUGCAGUUUUUCCAGAAUCUUCCCAUGUUUAGAGUGCUGGUGUGUGGAGGAGACGGCACUGUCGGCUGGGUUUUAGAUGCUGUUGAUAAAGCUAAUAUGGCGAUUCGGCCUCCAGUUGCGGUACUUCCUCUCGGCACUGGAAAUGACCUCGCUCGAUGUCUGAACUGGGGUGGAGGUUAUGAGGGCACUGAUCUGACUGAAAUCCUGAAGCAGAUUGAAGAAAGCAGAUUAAUUGAGAUGGACCGCUGGAGUCUGCGAGUCGUUCCUGCCGAUGAUGCGGACGAAGGCGAUCCGGUGCCCAAUGACAUCAUCAACAACUAUUUCUCCAUCGGUGUGGAUGCAUCAAUAGCACACCAGUUUCAUGUGAUGAGAGAGAAACAUCCACAAAAGUUCAACAGCAGAGCCAGGAAUAAGCUGUGGUAUUUUCAGCUCGCAACUUCAGAGACCAUCUCAGCUUCAUGCAGAAACCUGAAGGACUGUCUCAGCAUUGAGUGCUGUGGUGUUCCUGUGGACCUGAGCAGACUCUCUCUGGAAGGCGUCGCCGUGCUGAACAUUCCCAGCAUGCAUGGGGGUUCAAACCUGUGGGGGGAAACCAAGAGUGCUGAGAAACCAAAAACAUGGCAGGAGGUCCGAGUCGAUCCCGAGGAUCUCCAGACCUGCUCACAGGACAUGAGUGAUGAACUGCUGGAGGUUGUCGGUCUGGAGAGUGUGCUGGAGAUGGGUCAGAUUUACACUGGACUGAAGAGUAAAGCACAUCGACUGGCUCAGGCGGCUCACAUCACUAUCAGGACAUGUAAAACUCUGCCCAUGCAGGUUGACGGAGAGCCGUGGAUGCAGCCUCCGUGUACAAUUCACAUCACACACAAAAACCAGGCUAAUAUGCUGACGGCUCCGGCUGCUAAAUCACCGGGAUGCUUAUUCAAGUAAAAUAGAAUCGAGGUGUAAAUAAACAAACAAAAUUAUAACAACAAUACAGU